GAGAUUAACAGGCUUUUUCAAACUCUUCUUCGAUCGGCUUGAGCUUUGGCCAGCACUGAGUGAGAUGAUCGAAACCACCAUCAAGUCCCAUAGCGUUUGACGGAUAUGCCACCGGAUAACAACAACUGCAAUCUGCUGAAAUGUGCUGAUCUAAACUUCUGUUGUUCUUGAACUCUGGAUGCCCAGUUUUGCAGACGAUGUGCAGUCAUUUCACGGAAGAGGAGCGAUCCUCGUAGCCCGAAACAUUGUUUCUUUGCGACAUCCAUCUCAUUGCUGGCUUGAUUUCAAGGAAAUCCUGAUUUUUGUUUGUGCGUUGGUCCAUGUGAGAGGUCGAAGGUGUUUCUCCAACGUGUCCUCCAAAAACUCAGACUGUUGUCCAAAGCAGACGAGGCUCAGCCCCCUCAUUCGGAAGUGAUGGGAAGUGUGAGAGCCCACCGGUACAGCAUAGUUUCCUCGGAAGAAGCCGGGAUGAAGCUGUCCCCCAUCGCUGUGCAAAAUGGCUUCGGCAAUGGAAACGUGGGCAGCAAAGUGCACUCGCAGCACCAAGAACAAAGCCGCUUCGUCAACAAGGACGGACACUGCAAUGUGCAGUUCAUCAACAUGAGUGAAAAAGGUCAGCGCUACCUGGCUGACAUCUUCACGACAUGCGUUGACAUCCGCUGGCGUUGGAUGAUGGUCCUCUUCUGCCUCUCCUUCCUGCUGUCCUGGCUUCUCUUUGGAUUAAUAUUCUGGUUUAUUGCACUUUCGUCCGGGGACUUGGAGAAUCAAGAGCAGAUUUGCAUUUCGAACGUCGACAGCUUCACGGCAGCCUUCCUGUUUUCCGUGGAGACUCAAACCACUAUCGGAUAUGGCUACCGGUAUGUAACGGAGGACUGUCCUCUUGCUGUCUUCAUGGUGGUUUUCCAGAGCAUCUUGGGAUGCAUCAUUGAUGCCUUCAUUAUUGGUGCGGUCAUGGCUAAGAUGGCCAAACCUAAGAAAAGAAAUGAAACCCUUGUGUUCAGUCACUAUGCCACGAUAGCCAUGAGGGACGGUAAACUGUGUCUGAUGUGGAGGGUCGCGAACCUACGGAAAAGCCACCUGGUGGAAGCUCACGUUCGCGCCCAGCUGCUUAAAUCUCGCACCACCGCUGAAGGCGAGUUCAUCCCGCUGGAUCAGCUAGAUGUUGAUGUCGGAUUCGACACUGGCGUUGACCGUAUAUUUUUAGUGUCCCCCAUCACCAUCGUCCACGAGAUUGAUGAGGACAGUCCAUUCUAUAAAAUGAGCAAACAGGACCUGGAAAGUUCAGAGCUGGAGAUAGUCGUGAUCUUGGAGGGCAUGGUGGAAGCCACGGCCAUGACCACCCAGUGUCGCAGCUCUUACGUGACGAGUGAAAUCCUGUGGGGUCAUCGAUUUGAGCCAGUCCUUUUUGAGGAUAAAAAUCAUUACAAAGUGGACUAUUCGCACUUUGAGAGCACAUACGAGGUCCCCAGCACGCCUCAAUGCAGCGCUCGAGAUUUGGCCGAAAAGAAGUACGUCACAUCCAGCUCGAACUCUUUUUGUUAUGAGAACGAAGUAGCCUUCAUGGAUAAAGAGGAAACGGAGGAUGACGACGACGAUGAUGAGAAUGACGAAGAGGACCAGCAUAACAUCAAAAGAGACAGUGUGGCAUUGGAAGGAUCCAAUAUUGAUGACGUCAAAAGCACGGCUUCCAGUCAGGAUACUUUACCACUCCAACUCAAACCUUUAAGACAGCAGCCAGAGAUAUGAAUCUGCUUUGUAUGGGAUGGCGUUGAUGUACAGCAAAUGGAUAGCGUACAAAUGACUGAGGAAAGGCUGUUUUGCUGCUGUUUUGAGAGCAUGUUGCCAUUGAUUUGAGAGGAACCCAAAAGGUUGGGUUGUAGAUGUCUUGAAACAUUCACGUUGACUUAUCUACGAAGGUCAACAAACAUGAACUUGUACUCUGACACUUUAUUCACAAUCAAUUUGUAAUAUAGACAAGAUUGGCAUAUGUUAUAGAUAAUAAAAGCUCUGUUCCAAACCAAGUAAGCCAAUUCCAAACCAAUCACAGUAACUCAAUAUGGCUUAGAAAAAAAAAUCCACUCCUAGAAAAUAUUAUUCAAUGGCGUUCUAUAGAAUAGGGUUCUUGGGUCUCAAUAUAAAAUGCUGCGUAGAAACCGCCCUACAUUUGAUCGUACGAUAAUUUCUCAAAUUAGGUCUGUAGGUGUGAUUUAGAGAACAAAUACCUCUCUGCCAGAUGUAAAAUGAAUAAAUUGCGAAUGAUCUUGAAUGGCGGCUGAAUGGUUUCAGAUAUCCACCUUGUAAAUGACAUCGAAUUAAUGUCAUUAACAUAUAAAAGAGCACCAGUCAAUGUCCAAAUGCUUUACUUGAGAAUGGCAAGCGGCAAGAAUUGCCUAGAUUUCCAAAUACCACCAGUUUUACGAUUCUCUGCCACAAGGAGAAGUGCGUACGUCUGCUUAGACCCUGAUGGGCGCUAAGAACGUUUCCACAUCAAAAAAACGUUUUUAUGAAUAUGAAUGUUGGCAUGGAUUUUAGCAUAUGCUGUGGGAACGUUUUGUAAAUGAGGCCCCUUGACUCAAUUUUAAAGAACCAUUUAUGCCAGAAAAGGUUCUAUAUAAGGUGAAAUUAAAAUAUAUAAGUUUCACAUUAGCAUGUUGCUAAUGAUGCAGUGCUCUAAAAGGCAUACAAAUGCAUGAUAUGAAAGUGGUUAGAGUAGUUUCCUAAUGUAUCAUAAUGUUGUCACACGUCGUGAAGCCAGUCUAUGAAUGUGUAACAUGCUGUCUAAGUAUGUAGCUCACUAGGUUUUGGAGCAGAGCUAUAAUUUUACAAGUCACAAUGAUUUUACAGGACAGACUGCUGACUAUUUUGCCCUAUUGUCCUUGCACGCUAUUAGUACAUUCGAGAUAAUACCUUGUGUCGUGAUGAACUCAUGUUUGACUUCAAAAGCAGAUGCGGUGCAGUGAAGCCGGUAGUGAAGAUGAGAACCAAAUGUUUCCUUUUGAUCUCGUCUUGGAAAUUAAACCGACAAUAGAGGCAUUUUUGAGCAUUUAAAACUCACCGCAAUGAUAAAUGAGCAUAAAGUUAGAACCCCAGCAUCCAUAUUUCACGUUUCAAUUGUGGCUGUUAUUGACAGUACGUGAACAGCUAUGUGUUCACAGAUUAUUUGAAAACUUAAGCUGGAAACAAUGAAAAGAACCUGUUAAUGAGCUGGUCUCUUAACAUAGGUCUCUCCUCUUUCUAUAAAUAUACUUCUGUAUGCAAAUAAAUGUGUUACGAUAUCAGUACUGAAGAUUAGCCAUCCAUUUUAAUGACCGUAUAAGCUAAUCUAGGUCACUUAUUAGUAAACGUAAAGCUAGUCAGUCAGUUCCACACAGGGUCUGUCAAAGCACACUCAACAUCUCAGGGUUUGGAGGAAAUCUGCCAUUCAUACAGUAUGAGCGGUCAAAGAGUUGUAAAUACACUACAGCAAAUCUUUGAAUAAUAUGUAAAGAAUGUCAUGUUCGUAGCAGUAUAUGUCCUUUCGAUGUGCAAUAUAGCUUCAGUGACUGAAGACAUGAAUGUUAACGUUUAUGAAUGAAGGCUCGAAUGUUAUUUAUCUGCUGCUAUUGAGGAAAGGUUAUAAAAUAUAAAUAUGUUGACAAAAUGAGAGAAAAAAAAACUAUUUGUUUUGUAUGACAUGUUAAAACCCAAGCAAUAAUGACUUACAAUGCUGGUAUUUGAAAACCAGAAACAGUAGGGAACCAAUAUCUAAUGAGUUUUUUUAUGUAUACGACUGUGACAGUAGCUAUCAAAAUAAAUCACAAUAAAGGUUACUAUUGAUUA
Pimephales promelas (fathead minnow) is the source of this 3819-nucleotide messenger RNA. RefSeq names its product potassium inwardly rectifying channel subfamily J member 2b (gene kcnj2b). Gene Ontology annotation, biological process: potassium ion import across plasma membrane; regulation of monoatomic ion transmembrane transport. Gene Ontology annotation, molecular function: G-protein activated inward rectifier potassium channel activity. The record is from RefSeq and is a predicted model, not a curated record. Gene Ontology annotation, cellular component: plasma membrane. NCBI's taxonomy places the organism in Eukaryota, Metazoa, Chordata, Actinopteri, Cypriniformes, Leuciscidae.